Molecule: messenger RNA, 19539 nt
Organism: Pocillopora meandrina
Lineage: Eukaryota; Metazoa; Cnidaria; Anthozoa; Scleractinia; Pocilloporidae
Source: the annotation of a GenBank genome assembly
AUGCUUCGAUCUAUGUAUCCUGAAGAGAACGAACUUAAAAUAGACGACCAAGUGCUCAUAGAUAUUCAAGAAUUUUGUUCUAGGAGAACAAAUAAGACACCAAAUGGUCUGAACUUUUUGUUGACCGUAACUGUAGACUGUGAUUCAGAAAGGUAUUUGAUCGAAUUAUCUUGCUAUUUUCCUCAAGAAUACCCUCAUGAAAAACCGGAGAUUUUUGCCAGAUCUCAGACCCUGAACCGAGAAAUACAGAAAGAGCUCAACGAUGACUUGAAUGUGCACAUAUCAACGCUUGAUCGCGGAGAACUUUGCACGUUGCCAACCAUACAAUGGGUCAAAGACAAUGGAGAAUUAUACAUUGCAAAAAAUAAAGAUUUACGAUCAUUUCCUCUCACAGAAAAAAAUGAAGACACGAGCAGGUGUAAGAGUAAAAAGGACACAUCAUUCUUGAGAAUGUGGUUGUACAUGCAUCACAUUUACAGUAAAACAAAGCGAAAGGAUAUCCUCCAAUGGGCUUCAGACUACAAUCUCACUGGUUUUUGCCUGCCAGGGAAACCAGGAGUUGUUUGUUUGGAAGGAGACGAGUACAAUGUUGAAGAAUACUUUAGUCGCUUGCGUCGCCUUAACUGGAAAAAAAUAACCUGUAGACAUAGGAAAAAGGGAACAGCUGACAAGAGUGUUAAUGAACAAAGGAAAUUUACUGGAUUUGAUGAACUUUUUUUUGAAAUUCAUGGUACUAGAGAAAAUCAUAUGGACAUGGGACAGUUCCGACAUUACUUAGAUCAACAUGAUUUAGGUUAUAUAUUUCAGAUUCUGUUUGGUAUUGAAGGUAAAAGUACCUCUGAUGGUUUAUAAUGGUCAGUGUUGUGGAGAAUUGAGCAAAAUUUUACACCUCAGACAAUCUAUGGAAGUAUUGAAAAAUCAAUGAUAGCUAUGAAUAACCCAUCGGUUAAUAGAUAUUUUCCUGUAUCUUGGUGUGAUAGUAAGUUCAUUCACCCAUGCAGUGUUUUAUUGUGUUUUGAAUUAAAAAAUUUAUGAGGGAGUCACUGUAAUUGUUAGAUUUAUCUGUGGAAGGGACAAGGCAUGCAAAUUGCAGCUGAGAACCCUGCUUUGCCACUACUUAGAGGAACCAAUUUUCACAGCUGCUGAAAAUCUCAGCUGAUCAUUACCCCUUAUUAAUUAAAAGAGAUCUUGCCCAAUAUUUGACCUGAAUGAAAAAAUUGCUUCCAAAAAUACAUAUUUGUUGUUUUCUGAAAUGACUUAUAAAUGUCAAACUAACUGAAAAGAAGGGAUUUUUAAAGAAUCAAGCUUGAUGGAGUUAAGAUGGAUCCACUAGGGUUCUUUGGCAGUUGUUCUGGGAUGGCAUUAGGGUGGAGUCUGAAAAAUAGUGAUAUUUAUUAUGGAACAUAACCCCUUUGCCACCCCUGACUUUUUAUUGAUUUUUCUUUUGAAUCUCAAGCUCUUCCAACAAUCUGAAAAUGUUUUAGACCAACAAAAAAAGGCCAAAGAUGGACACAUCUAACCUUGAACAAAAAUGUUGGCAUUUUCAAUGUAAAUAAGAUUUCAUUAAUUUUUCUAUGUAAGAAAAACUUUCAGAUUUUCAUUUUAUGGGGAGAUUAACAAACUUUAAGUACAGGGGACAAGGAAGUUCAUUCUCUAAUUGGGGACUAGACAUCUAUUUAUUUUUUUGAUCUAAAUUUUCUCACUUGAAUUCUUCACUGUUGCAGGCUUAUAUUGUUUAGAGCUGUAAAAGAAAUUUUCUUCUGUCUAAUGAAGAAAGAUCAAGAUAUGUCUACAGUGAUUCUAAUCUCUUCUAACUUGUUACGCAAUAAAAAGGCUGCCUCGUGCAUCGUUGCGUGACUCAGUGAAGCUCAUAACGGGGCCUGGGUACUGAUCUUCUGAUCGAAUUUCGCUGUACCUCUACUAUCUUCGUUGAAAGCCUCCAAAGAUCCUGCCAGCUAGGGGUACAAGACUAAACAAAAAAAAAGAAUAAAUGUCAAUGUAUUUAUGAACAAAGUGAUUCCAAGGAGUGUAAGACUAAUGUGGAAUGCAAAAAAAGUGAGAAGUAGAGAAAACCAUGGUAAAAAUUGGCAAAGUCUGAGAAUAUUUCCAACCAGUAGCACUAUGAAAAGGGCAUUAUAGUAGCGGUACUAUUCACAAGUUUUGUUUACCCUUGCGAGCGUGGGUCCUUAACCUAAAACUCUGCUGAACAAGAAACUUAAGAUCGACGAGGAUGAAGGAAAUACGCAUACAAAAUUUAGCGAAAUUUCCUUGAUUUAACCUCUAAAAUGCAUUCUUCAUGUCUAAAUUAUGUAACAAUGUUUAUGUUUGGUUCAGUCACGUCGCUAUAUUGUUGGUAAAUCGCAAAUUAAAUGGUGUUGUUGGAAUAGACCGUCAUCUUAGAACAGCUGGUGAUCACCCGACUCGGAAACUCGUCACUAGUGCUCCUCGGGCGUUCCAUAGCCGUAGGAUUCAGGCACAAUCUGUUUCGGUGCUGUUGCAGUGCUGAAGGUUAUCCUGUUGUUCGUUGAUAUUGUUCGGAUUCUCCCGGAAUAACAAACAAGUAAGUCAUCAAACUGUUUCUUGUGCUGAGUACUUGCGAAUCUCAUCAUCCUUCAGGUUAGAUCGUAACUAGAUUAGGAAGAAAAUUUGUGACCUUCGCUCAAAUACGUGAAUUUUCCGCAGAGGUCGCUUUGUAAUAGGUCCAUCGGAAUGUCUUCAAAUGUCUCGGUUGUGCUUCUCCUUACGGCCCCUAAAGUGUCGACGUUUAAUGGAAUAUCGGUCAAUUUGAAUCUUUCAUUUAUAUAAUGUCUCAGUUGAAGUUAAGUUCGUUUUGUGUUAUUAGCACGAAGGUAGCUCUUAUAGCUUCCGUUUAAACAACGUUGCUUCGGAAGAGUUGUUUAGUGCGACUGGCCUAUAUGUAAAUUUGUGGGGGCGGUAAUUUAGUUCUUGAAUGGCUGCAUAAUAUCUUUUCUUUUACAAUUUUCAUUAUUUAUUCAGCUGCAUAGAAUCUACAAUAAACAUAUUAUAAAACAUCGCAGCUUUGAGAUGUUAACUUUUAGAUUUAGUUAAGUACUCGAGACCUGAGUGAAUUUCACUUCGUGAAAUUUGACAUUCAGUUUUCUUGAUCCAACAAACGACUCAGCAUCCACCUGGUUCCACGUAGAUCGAUGUUGCAUAUGGUUAUUUCAUUUUCGUUCUUACCUACAGAGUUCCUCUGGAAAAAUGGAAAUGAAAUUAUCACUCUCCGAAAGCCAAUGUUAAUAUUUAUACGCGAACGUGAAUCGUGAAUAAAAGAAACAACCUGUACGUGUAUACUGCGGUCGAUUUGAGCUGUUGAUCGACUUAUUUUUGUAUCUUAAUCAUCUUAGUCGGUAACCGUCUAACCGAAGGUCAAAAACUCUGUCUUCUCGUAUUUGUAAACAGCUGUUUUUGGGACAAUCCUCGGUACUUGUUGCAAGAAUUUAUAAGACAAUGCUAUUGAUAAGGAACGCAGUUGAUUAUAAUAAUUGAUUCAAACAAACCGUAACUGUAGGGACGGGUUUCAGAAACUUUUUCGGGCCACUGGCUUGCCAAUUUUUAUCGUUAUUGUCUUCGAAUGAGAAUUGUGUCUAAAAUUAUUUCCGCAGUAAGUGCGAGACAAAGGAGGAACCUCCCUAUUUAAACUUUGGUAUAUUUUCAUAAGCAUUUUAAAUUAACAUUAACAUUCAAAUUCAAUUAGAACUGUAAUUUUGAAGAUGUAUCAAAAUUCAUUAUUUCUUGGUAUAGCUUUGAGAUUAUUAGGAAUAUAACUUCUAUUAUUGCCAAGUAAAGUUUUUAUAAUUUGUUUUCACUAGGUUAUAUUUGUAACAUAAAGCUUGAUUGAAUGAAAUCUCAUUGAUAUUACCAUGACAGCAUUAUUUCCUUGACGCAAAUUUUUGUAUUGUUCUACUUUGUAUUGGACUUGUGGAAAAUUCUUAAGACAAACUGUUCAUAUCUUCUAAGGACAUUUCAUUUAAUGGCAUCCAGAGGAUAGGACCUACUAUCAAUACUAGUGGUUAGCAUGGGGAUUAAAAGAUAUGCACUUAAUGUAAAACAAACUAUUAAAGAAGUAACAAACAUACUUAGUACAUUGUUGAGUUUUACAAGCACACGGGAAUUUUUAAAAACAAGAGAGAAGAGUGGAGAAGCACAAGCCAAAGGUAAGUGCUUCUUGCACUUCUCAAGUGUUCCUAAAAAUUCCCAAGUGCUUAUAUAAAUCAACAAUGCUUGAGGAACAAGUUUUUUUUAUUUCUUUUACAAAAUAUAUUGUGAAUUGCAUGCGCUCGCACUGAUGAUGUAGGCUACAUGCACUAUAUCUCAACAGUGCACUCAUGUGAUGUAAGGCGAGUGAUUUAUGAAAAUAUAAUGAACUCGUUCUGACCAAUCACAGCUCAAGCAUUUCUCUGAACAUCAUAUAAAGCCCUAUAAAAUAUACUUCUUUGUGCAGUACUAUUGAUAAACCAUAUUUUGUCAGGGUUUUCAAAAGUGUUGGUAUCAGCAAACUAUUCCUUAGAUAAUAUUCAAGAACUCUCAACAGUCCUUUUUUUAUCUGUUUAAACUAGACAAUGUCAACCAGUAGCCAGCCAAGCUCUGAUGCCACCAUAGUAAAAGUAGGAUGGAUUCAAAAGAGAGGUAUGUACAUCUGUUUAUAUAAUAAGCUCAGUUAUUUUUUUUUUAUUUUUUUAUUUUUUUAACAUUUUUUUUUUUUUUUUCACUUAAAGCACAAAUACUAGAGUAUUACAAACAAAUACAAAGUUAAUUACACUAACGCUUACGCUACUCACUAACACUAAUUACGAAAUACUACAUUACAUUACAUUCACAGUCGGCUAGAUUUAAUUUAUGUUGUGGUUAGCUCAGUUAUGCAUGCAUUCUGAUUGGUUCUCACUUAUGUCUAUUGGAGGACAGACGUAUGGAUGAUGUCAUCAUUAAAACUUUUUUUAAUUCUUUAUUAUAUAAAACAAAUAGAUUCCAAGUUGCCAUGCGUCUGUUCAUUAGCGAUGUCGUUAGUGUCGUGUUUAUAUAAAAUAAGAAAGAUUGUAAGUUUGGGGCUUGGUAAAGAAAUACAGAAAGAUCUUUUUCAUCUUAUCACAAGUGUGGGACAGAGAGAAAACAUCUCUCUCUACAUUUGAUAUGUUUAAUUAAAACUUGAAAUCUUUUUUUUUUAGGUGAAUACAUAAAAAACUGGAGACCAAGAUAUUUUCAGCUUUGGAGUGAUGGUAGUUUUGUUGGUUACAAGGAACUUCCUAAAUCAAAAGACACUGAACCUCUUAAUAACUUCUCAGUUGCCAGUAAGUACAAAUAUUUCCUUUUUACAAACAUUUACCAUACUUAUGGCUCCACCUCACAAGCAAACAUUUUACUUUAAAACAGAUAUUUUUUAGGCAAUGUGAUGAGGAUUUUGCUAUAUGCAAUCACUGCUGUUUAUUUUGUUAUCAAAUAUGAUUGUUCUUCUUUGAUUGCAUCAUACUUUUAAAAAAUAUAUACAGGAUGGCUUGGGCUUUGAAAUUAUUAAUUGAAGAUAUUAUUAUUUUAUAAUAAUUAUAGAUUCUAAUUCUUCAAGACUGAGAGCAGAGUAAGAUAGUGGUUGUUAAACCUUUCACUCUCAAGAUAUGAAUGAAGAUUCUCCAAACUGUCUGCUAAGCAUUUCUUAUAAUUUUAUAUCAGAGAAUUUGAUGUUAAAUCAAAGAAUAUCCCCAAAGUGGUAUUUUUAUUACCUCUCCUUACCUAUCGUCUUAAAAAUACAUUAAUAUUGUGAGGAGAAGUUCAUAUCUGAUCAUUCUUGAGAGUGAGAGCUUUAAAUUAGUGUACAACAUUGUUGUACAGUGGAACCUCGAUUUAAGUACUAAGGGACUGGGGAAAUUGGUUUGUUAUAUGAAAGGGUUCACUAUAUUGAAAAUCUUGAUGUUUGCUUUAUCGAGGGAUGGUUGUUAACUGUUGUUGUUGUUGGUUUGUUUUUUUUUUUGUGGUGUGACAUUGUGCUAUUCAGCAUUUUCGGAUCGAAAAAAUCACUGUAAAUAAUAUUUGUGUUUAAAUGUCUUUAUGAAGCUACUACAGUACAUUGUGCAGGUCUGUACACUGCUACAGCACUUUGCUUUUAAAGCAGAGAGGACAAAUUUCAGUGAAAGUCACCAGCAAACUAAGAAACAAUAGCAUUGACCUGGAAAUUCCUGCCUGUUACACCUUUUACCACAAGGAGUGGUACACAAGAAGUCUUUUGUCAUGUGUUGACAUUUGUUCAUUAUAUCGGGGUAUAUUAUACCUUUGGGCUUCUGGAUUUUGUUUGAUAUAACCAGGAUUUCAUUUUAUCAAGGUUCCAUAAAAUAUAUAGAUUUAGCUAAGCCUAAAAGCAGAGCUUGCAUUUUUUUUUCCCACAUGUCUCAAGGGCAUAACGCCUUGCGUCAGCUAGGACUAGGACCCAGGUCAUCCAACUCGGAGCCCAGUGCACUGACCACUGGACUACUGGAUAAAGCCAUGGUGUUGGCGUGCCCGCGGUACAGUUGACCAUGCAUGUUAAAAGUAGCACCUUGUACGGUUGUACGGUCAUGCAUCCAAACUUUUUUCAGCUUGAUGGGUUACUACUAUUUCGUAUAAUUAUGGGGCUACGCCCUGCGAGCUCUGCUGUUAAGGUUCUUGCCCAUACAUUUUACUGUAACUUUGGCCAGGCUGAAGAGUAUUGUUUGUUUUAUAGAGGACUUUGUUACAUAGAGGUUCAGUAAAUCAAGGUUCUUUUGUGAUCCUUGUUAUUUGUUUCUUCAGAGUGCCAGAUAAUGAGACAAGAGAGACCAAAACCCAACUGUUUCAUCAUGAGGUAUGUGUGGUUUAACAGUUAUCUUUAUUCCUGGGGCCUAAAGGAGUAAAAUGAUAACUGAGACUUGCUGUGAAAUUGUUCCUUUUACCUGGAAAAUGGUAUUUGGUUCAAAGAGACUGAGAAUUAAAAAAAAGAACGUUUGAUUAAUGAUUGUAAUAAAUAUUGUGAUGGGGUUUCAGCAAAGUUUAGACUGGAAAAGGCAUUUAUACCAAUCUCACCCCUGUUAGAGGAGAAAGUUAGGGCCAAUUGCUAGUUUGUACAGACUGGAUCUGACCAAGGUGUCCUAGUUUGUUCCAGUGUCAUUUUUUGGGAUCUUGGGGUGAAUUAUUUUAUUGUCACAAUGCCUCUCUCCACCAAGGAAUAUAAAUAUGUACUGAAAAACUGUCAAGAAAGUCUUACAUAAUACUGAGGGAUGGGGGUGUGCAUGAAACCUGUGAUGGACCAACGUUCUAUCCAGGGAUAGUAACAGUACCAUCUCUAUUGGCUUCAUGCUAUCUAAAAGCGAGGCCACUUGGCUUGAGCAUAGACUACUUAAUUAAGCUGACUUACCCUGUUUCAAGAUGUUCUUAUGUCACAAGCUUGUACUGGUGGUCAGAUUGUAAUCCAGGAGGAAGAUUGCCUUGCUAUGUAAAUUUUCACCAGUGUAGAGUAGCUUCAAACAGGUUUCAUGAUCUAAAAUAAACAGUUUUUGAUCUAAUUUAUUAUGGUAAAUCAACAGGUGCUGGCAGUGGACAACACUUGUAGAAAGGACUUUCCAUUUGGAUGACGCUAAUGAAAGGUUUGCACAAAAUUGUAUCCAUUGAGGUUUACUUCCAUGUGAACCUUUCACUACCAAGAUCUCAAUACUAUUCUCCUUACUUUCUACCAUAUAUUUUUUUUUUUUUUUAAAUGUUAGUUUGGAGAAUUUGGUAUUGGAUCAACUAAAUUCCUGCAAUUGAUAUUUCUUUAUUCCCAUCACUUAUCAGCUUGUUAUUUAUAGUUAACCCUCUAGCUGCCACACAUUUCCUAGUAAAUAAGUCAUGAGAAUUUGGUGUUAGACCAAGAUAACAACUUCUGCCUGAUACAUUUGAGUAUUCUCUUUACCUGUUUGCUGGAUAGUGAAUGGAUAUUUUAGGGAGAAGUCACUUGUUAAUCACUUCUGGGAGUUAAAGGGUUAAGUGAGAAGGAGAGAAGGGAAUACAGUGAAACUUCUAUCAAGCAGACCCUAAUUAACUGGACACCUUCUAUCAAGUGAACAUUAAGCCGGGUCAUGAAAUUAAUGUCUUAAAUUUCCCUUCAUAACAAACUUCAAUUCAACGGACACCUCUAAGCGAACAGGGACACCAGAAAUAAAUCAUAUUUGGCCAAUUUCUAUUAUUAAAAAACGUCUACUAAGGGGACAGCAGACUGUUUUGACAAUGUAGUGUAUGUGAUUACAUCCUUGGAAUAGCAGAUUAAAUGUAUUAAAUCCAAAAGAAAGAAUCAAUGUACUGCAUCUAGUAUCAUUGCUGUUUUGCUGUUAUGUUUUUGCAUUAUAACUAACAAAUUAAAGUUAGUGAUCAAAGGUAACGAACUUGAACUCUGGAUAGCUUCAUCAACAACAUGGAACUUUAUCACAGCACAGAGUUAUAACUAUUGAAUGUUAAUUGUUAACAAACAUUGUGCAAUUUUUACAAACCUCUAUUAACUCAUUAACUCCCAAGAUCUGAUUUUUAAUUCUCCCCUCUUGCUGCAACACAUUUCCCUGUAAAUUAGUUAUGAGAAUUUGAUGUUAGAUAGAGACAACAACCUCUACCUGAUAAGUUUGAGAAUUUUCAUUCUCUCUUUGCUGGAUAAUGUAUGGAUAUUUUAGGGAGAAGUUAUAUGUUAAUCACUCCUGGGAGUUAAAGGGUUGAGCAGACAUUCUCUACUAAGUGGGAAACCCUCUAUUAAGAGGACACUUAAGAAGGUCUCAAGGGUGUCCACUUGAUGGAGGUUCUGCAUAAUUUAAAGGAACUCAAAGCUCCAGAUGGAGAGCUUAUUAGGACAAUUUUAAUGAUCUCUCACCCUGCUGUGAGAUAAACUUAAAGCAUCAAGUAAAGUGCUUGUUUAAUCUUUUUUUUUUCACUAAGGGAGGAGUGGAUAACUGCAAUUCAAGAAGUUGCCGAUAAGUUGCGUGAAAGUGACAAGUCAGAAGAAAUUACUAUAGGAAGUGUAGAUAAUCAAAAAAUGGUAUGUGGUCAAUAGUUUGUCUAAUAACACAACAUAUGUUGUCUCAAACCAUGAAAAUACCCUUUACACCUUUACAUCAGUACUCAUAUUCUCUAUACUCUCUUCUAUAACUUCUUUUGCUACUGACAAGGAGAAUUUGGAUCAAUAUCAGCAUCUGGGCAACUGCCCACCUACCCCUCCCUUAACCUAACAUUAACCCUAACUUGUUAUCAAUUGAUUGUUGUUGAGUUAGGGGAGGGGUAGGUGGGCAGUUGCCCAGAUACUGAUAUUGAUCUGAGAAUUUGUUUAACAAUCAAAGGCUUUUAGGUUGGUGAUCAAUUUUUUUAUUUGCAUGAUCGUAAUGAAUAAUUCAGUAGUAUUGCUGUAAAGAGAAAUUAGAUGCUGGUCACUUGGACCUAUAGUAGAAAAAAAUAAUUAACGUUUAUUUCCUUGGUUAGUUUUAAUUUCAUUUUUUAUUUCUUUUAUAUCCCAUUUAGACUAUAGAGGACUUCCAGUUGCUUAAGGUGUUGGGAAAAGGAACAUUUGGCAAGGUUAUAAUGGCUGCAAUGAAGAGGACUGGCGAAGUGGUCGCACUAAAGAUUUUAAAGAAAGAAGUUAUUGUCGCCAAAGUAUGGAAUUCUUUUAACUCAGCCUUCUUUUAUGUCAAACUUUGUUUCCUGAGUGAAAUGUACACGAUUAUGUGGUGCUAGGGGAGCUGCAUUGCAAUAUUUAUAAAGAGAUUUUCAUGUUAUUCUUUUCACUUUCUGAGGUAAAGGUCACUCUACUUAAUAGUGAUGUUACACCAAAUAGUCCAUUUUACAGUUGCGUGCUUCAUUGCCAAGCCUUUGAACAGAAGUGAGGCUAAGGGUGACCUUGUUAUGAUACAAACCUAGCUGCUUUUCAAAUGUAAAUUACUAUGUUAUCAUGCUAACUAGAUCUUGGUCUCUAUCACAACAAGGUCACCUUCAGCCUUACUCCAAAUCAAAGGCUUGGCAACUAAUUCAGAGCUGUAAAAUGGUCUAUUCUCUAAAACCAUAAGAGGUUAAUACCUCAGUGACAAAAAGUCUGUAUUCUAGCCAAGUGGCCAUCCCAGUUUCCAUAGCAUGCAAGGACUGGGAGUAUUGCCACUCCCCCUUGGAUGACAUGUGAGUCCAUCUUAAGGUAGUAUUUUAUCAGGCUUCCCUGACAUUUUGGUGGUGCCCAUUUGUACUCAAUUCACAUUAUGAUAGGGUAGAAAACUUUGAGGUAAAUUUGUUUUGCCAGCAACAAACCAACAAGCAAUUGGUAUGGAAAAGUAUGAAGAAGAUUUUAGACAUGGAUGGCUAGUGAGGAAUUAAGAAGAAUCAAGGAUAAUGUUUCACAAAUUUUGGGUCAGCUUUUGGACAGAAUUGUGAAGAUCUUUAGAAAGCUGAAACCGUAUGUCUUGAACUAUAUUAUCUUUUACAGGAUGAAGUUGCACAUACAUUGACAGAAAACAGAGUUUUGCAGUCAACAGUUCACCCUUUUCUUACAGUAAGUUGAGAUUCUGUAUAACCCUUUUUACUCUAACAUCGAUCAGUAUCCAUAUUCUCUAUACUCUUUAUAUAUUUUGCUGGGCACUGGCAAAAAGAGAAUUUGGUUAACAAUCAAAUUUUUAUAAGUUGGCUAUCAUUUCCUUUAUUCUCGCAACCUUAACCCUUUCCACCCUAACAUCAGUAUGCAUAUUCUCCUUACUGUUCCCUAUACAUUCCCUAAGAUGCUGAUAAGGAGAAUUUGUUUCUUGACCCAGAGCUUCUCCAGUUGGUGACCAUUUCCUUUAUUCUCAUGACCUUAAUAUGGGGUUUGGGGUGAUAUUGUAAGGAGAAUUUAUAUGCUAGUCACCCUUAGGAGUUAUAGGGUUAAGUUACCAAACUUGAAGUCUAGAAAGCCUAUAAUGAUAAGCAACAGAACUGUCAGCAGACUUGCGAUAAGAGAAAUGAUAAAUAUGACAUUUCCAUUUAGUCAUGUUUUCUAUUUCUAUUCUUUUUGUUCUGUUUUCUUGUUUUUUACAGGAACUACGUUGCUCUUUCCAAACAAAAAACAGAUUAAUAUUUGUUAUGGAAUAUGUGAAUGGCGGUGAGGUAAGUGUAUUCACUUAACCUUCUACACCCUAAGAUCCUUGUGAAUAGUCUCCACACUGUGCCCUGGACAUUUCCAAUGGUACUGUUAAAAGACAAUUUCUGCAACAAUCAUUUUAACCCUUUAACUCCCACGAGUGACCAAGACAGAAUUUCUUCUUACAAUAUCUAUACGAAAUCAAGAAGAUAAGUGAUGAGAACAAAGAAAAGUAUUAAUUAAGGGAUUAUUAGUUGAUCCAAUACCAAAUUCUCAGAAGUAACGUCACAUAAAUUUUUAUAGUGGACAAUAAGGAGAAUUACUAAAAAGAUCUUGGGAGUUAAAGGGUUAAGCUUUUUCCAUUAGAGGUCAAUUCCUUUCUUGAUCCUCAUGACCUUUUUAGGUAAUAUUUUAUUCAGAAGUGAUGCUGUCAGAGUAAAUAAGGUGCUAUAUAGUUGCCCUUGGCAGUCACAGGGUUCACUUAUUUUCUUUAAUUUUCUUUAAGGUACAGACCUGCAUGUAUGGAAAUUUUUUAUUUCUUCAUGAGUGGGAAUUUACACACAGCAAACAUGGCCCACAAAUAUCAAGUAGAACUAGAAAUGAAUGUAAAACCAAAUAAAUUCACCCUUUAGUCUUUGGGUUCAAGAUGACAUUAUAACAUGCUUAAGUUACAUGGGAAGUUACUUGCCAUUCACUUCUGGUUGAGAAAAAAAAACUGUUUAAAAUUCUGGUUUUCUCCUCAGCUGUUUUUCCACUUGUCUAAAGAACGUGUCUUCUCUGAGGACCGUUCAAGGUUUUAUGCUGCAGAAAUUAUUCUGGCUGUCAAGUAUCUACAUGAGCACAAAGUGGUUUACAGAGAUCUAAAGGUAUGGUACACAUUUCUUCAUAUCCUUGGCCUUUUAUCUUUUUGCUGCACUGAUUUUUGGCAUAACUUUAAAUCUGUUACUUUCUUUUAUUUUUCUCAGCUUGAAAAUCUUCUUCUAGAUUCAGAUGGUCACAUUAAACUCACUGACUUUGGUCUCUGUAAAGAGGACAUCACAUAUGGAUCAACCACAAAGACUUUCUGUGGUACUCCUGAAUAUCUUGCUCCAGAGGUCAGUUUAUCUGUAGUUGGAAUGAAUGGCAAAAUUCUUGAGAAAGUAGGGAUAUUUUAAGAACAUGCAGAGAACUAUGAGUAUUCUAGAGAUAGAGUAAAUGACUGUGAAUACAUGAAAAUCGUAUAUUUGAACAGCAGACAAAGAAGUGAAUAUGAGAGUGAUCUUUGCAGUAAUUGACACUACUUAAAUAGCCAGUAGUAAAACAAGACCUGAAAGAAAAAAAUUCAGGCCUGUAUGGAAUAUGAACCCAUAACCUCUGUGAUACCAAUGCAGUGCUCUACCAACUAAGCUAACAAGCCAACUGGAAGCUGAUCAUAAUGUUGGUUCCAAAUAAACCUGUUGAGUGAUGAAUAAAUGACUGUGAAUAUAUAAAAAUCAUAUAUGUGAACUGCAGAAAAAGAAGUGAAUAUGAGAGAGAUCUCUGCAGUAAUGAACACUACUUAAUGAGCAGUAGUGAAAAUAAGGCCUGAAAAAAAUUCGGAGAUAUAUUCUUGCAAAAUGUCUGGUAUGUAGGAAUCUGGAGUUUCCAAGCAGCAAUGCAUGCAUAAUUGCUGGGCUUAUAAGGUGUAUAUGAAUUGACAUGCUUUACUUCUGGGUCAAGUAGGAGACAGGGUGGCUUAAGAAAUGGUUAAUUUGUUGAAAUCUGGGUUUGGGGGAGGGGAGGGAGGGGGUGUAUAAGUUUUGAGGCUUGGCCAGGUCAUUGUGUUGUGUUCUUUGGCAAAACACUUUUACUUUCACAGAGCCUCGAUCACUCCACCCAUGAGUGUAAAUUAGUACUGGAAAAUUGUCAGGGAAGCUUGAUGAAAUGCUGGGGAGUAACCUUGCAAUGGAUUGGCAUCCCAUCCAGGGGGGAGUAGUAAUGCUCUUAGUCAUUUCAUUCUAUGGAAACCAGAAUAAGCUCUGGCUGGAUGGGUCACUUGUCUCUAAUACAGACUUUUCCUUUACUUUUGAGUCAAAGUUUUCAACAGCUUGACAGUUUUAGACAGUUUUCAAUUGCCACAAACCCUUUACAACAGUAACUCUAACUAUUUCAAGGAAAACAAAUGGUGUAACAGUUUUACCUAUGACUGUCAGUCUGGAAAAUGAAUAACAGUUUUGAUGAAGUCUGUGAAAAGUAUUGAAUUUUGGAAAGGUUGGUUCAAAAAUCAAAUUUUACAGGCAAGAUUUACACUUCUGAGUUACUUAACUUUAAUGUUUUCAUGAUUUUUGUCUGUUAUUACAAAAGGUGCUGGAAGACAAUGACUAUGGUCACGCUGUAGAUUGGUGGGGAGUAGGCGUAGUCAUGUACGAAAUGAUGUGUGGCCGUCUACCAUUUUACAACAGGGAUCAUGAAGUUCUCUUUGAACUUAUCCUGACGGUACGGAUUCGGGUGUAGAUGUUUAGUUAGAUUGUUUCAGGGUUUCAGUUAGUAAAACAAAACAUGACAGUAGCAGAAGAGUGGACAAACAAGAAGUAAGUGGGUUGGGUCACAAAAAAACUGAUGCAAACCUCCCUCAUCUUUUCUCUCCUUCACCACUACUGAAAACCUGGAAUAGGCUAAUUUUAGUUAUUCACUCUGAUGAAGGGCUAACACCUGAAACACUAGCUUUGAAACUCUUUACAAUGGCCAAUUUAUGUUAUCAAUGCAGUUGAUAACACUAAAUUACCCUGUUAAUUUUAAGUCAAUUUGACUUGUUUACUAUUACACAUAUUAAUGUUACUAACAGUACUAUAUUUGGUUUAGUAAAUCUUACAGAAAAUUGAUCAACACAAAAGCAUAGUUUUUAAGGAAAACAUUACAAUUAACCAGUUAGAGGUAUUAGACACAAUCUAUCGCUCUGACGAAGGGCUAACGCUCGAAACGUCAGCUUUUUUACCCUUUACGGUGGCUAAUUUACAUUUUCAACCCAGUUGUUAACACUAAAUUACCUGCUAUACUCUCCCACCGACGCAGCACCACAGUUUCUUUAGAAACUUACCCCUUUAUACAAUCUAAAAGAGCUUCCAGGGUGAGAAAUUGCCAUACAGAUAACCAAGAAGGGAGCGGAUUAUUCUUGCAUCUGAUUGGUUGAAAAGAGGACAUGGUUAAGGGGUCAGGUUGCUGAGCAAGAUUAAAAUCUGUUUCAUCCUUUGUCUAAUUUUGAAGAUAAGUUUGAAAGGCUUGGUUACUCUGUAGAGAUUCAAAAUGCAGUCAGUGUCAUCUACUUUUCAAUGGCAGCGAUAAAAAUCAAAGGGUCUCUGAAACAUACACAUACUUCCUCAGGUCUGUUGAGAACUUUCAAUAUUCAGUAGUUAUUAUAAUAAUUAUAUGUCUUUCAUAAUUAUGAAGGGUCCGUUUUCUGUUAACAGGAGGACGUAAAGUUUCCAGCGAGAAUUACUGAUAAUGCAAGAAGUGUCCUCUCUGGACUCCUAGAAAAAAGCCCUACAAAACGGUGAGAACAAUAAUCAUAAUAAUACAACCAUGCUGUUGCAAUAGGGAUACUUUGCAAACACCACACAGUUGAAUAGUGUUUUUUGCACACUCUGAUUGGCUAGUUCAGAAGUGAUUAGCAAAUAUUAUUCACCUGUGACUUUUCUUUUCCUUAAACCCUGGGAAAUGAAACACUGAAAAGUCAUUGAUGCAUUUCAGUAGAAUUUGUUCUUGAAGGGUUUCUGGAAAAUAUAUUUUUUUUUAUCUCAAAUGAUCACUGGCUGUGUUGUCAUGUCUCUUUUUCAGUCUUGGAGGUGGUCCAGAUGAUGCAAAGGAAGUCAUGAAACAUAUAUUUUUUGAAACAAUUAACUGGGACGACAUAUUGAACAAAAAGGUAAUAGAACUUACAAUACAAAUGAGCAACCAAUCAUUGCAGCAUGCCAUUGUUUUCUGGUACUGUUUGUUUAACCCUUUAACUCCCAAGAUCUCAUUAGUAAUUCUCCUUACUGUCUGCCAUACUGUUACCGUUACUGUUCAAUACUGUUAGUGUGGAGAAUUUGGUAUUGGAUCAACUUAUAAUCCCCCAAUUGAUAUUUUUAUUUAUUCUCAUCACUUGUCUGCUUGAUAUUAUAUUGAUAUUGAAAGGAGAAAUUUAGUCUUGGUCACUUGUGGGAGUUAACUAAUUGUUUUUUGCAACAUGCAGGUAAAACCACCUUUCAGGCCCACUGUCAAGAGUGCGACGGAUGUAUCAAAUUUUGACGAGGACUUCACAAAGGAAAUACCCCAACUCACACCUCCAGAAGGUAUAGGAAGUAGAUAAAUUUAAAGUAUUUUUACCUUUGAGCUCCCAAGAUCUGAUUGUCAAUUCUCCUCUUUAGCUGCUACACAUUUCCUUGUAAAUUGUUUACAAAAGUUUAUUGUUAGUUGAAGGUAAUAACCUCUACCUGAUAAGUUUGAGUAUUCUCACUACCCCUUUGCUGGAUAAUGUUUAGAUAUUAUAGGGAGAAGUUACAUGUUAAUCACUUCUGGGAGCUGAAACAUCAAGUAGAGUUAGCAAUAGCAAGUUUACUUGUUAAUUUAUUCCAGUAGGCACAUGUAGAUUAUUCAUGUUUUAAAUGAAAAAACAAUAAGAAAUCUGCUUUCACUGAUAAUUUAAAAUGAGUGUAUUUCUUGGCUUUAUAAUUCAAUAGAAACUUUGACCACAAUCAGCAAGCAGUCCAAUGUUUUUGAUUGAAAGCUGUUUGCUUCACUCACAAAAUCUUACCCAUCACAGCCUAACAUUAAGAUUUAUAUUCUCCACAUCAAUGUCUCUACAGUGUAAAUUUUCUAUGGUAACGAAAAAGAGAAUUUGUUUGACAAUCAUGAGCAUCUUAAAUUUGUGAUCAUUUCCUUUAAUCUCAUGAUGUUUACAUUUGAUUCAAGAGUGAUGCUGUAAGGGGAAAUUAGAAGCUGUCACACUAAGGGAUUGAAGGGUUAACAUAUAUACUGUAAUUUAUUGUUAUUAAAAGAAAAAAUGUGGGAUGCUGCAUGUGGAAAGAUUGUUUCUACAUCUGAUGACUGCAGCAUUAAUGAUGAUGAUGGUGAUGUUCAAGGCUGUGCUCUAGCGGCGCCCGGUCGCCUUAGGCGACUAACAUUUGGUCUCGGGCGACUGAAAAAGAAAAGCGGUCGCCCGUCCGGGCGCAUAGAUUUCAGCUUGUGUGAAAACCCGAAACGAAACCAGCAAACGUAUAGAAACGGAACGGAACGAAACAAAAAGAAACUCCAUCGUGCUCCCCGGCUCCCGUUAGCCCGAAAAGCAAAAGCGCUGAAAGCACAGUGCAAUCAAUAGCCUGUGUGAUCUGUACAUUUAGGUUAAAUAUUAAGUUAGGUCAUGGGUCUUGUUUCGUUUCGGUGGUUUCUCUUCCGGUUUAUUAAUGUAGUACAUGGCCCAAGUUUCUUGUCCACUGAACGACGCGAUAAAGCGAGCAACUGAUUGUAACUAACAUUUUAUAAUUUUACUUACUAAUUUGAUGACAUUUGCAGAACUAAAAAAUAUUCGGCAGGACAACAAGAAGAAGUUGUCGCGUGUGUUAUGUAAUAUUAUUUCACAUGAUUUAGCACGAAAAAUUAUUUUUUCCUUGCCCGUGAGAAACUGCACGAUUUUUGCACAAGCAUGUGUUGAAGAUCUAAUUUUUCUAUUGAAGUGGUUGAUGCUCAUAUUUAAUUUUUGUGUUUCAACAGUUUUGAUAGUGGAGCGCUUGAUUAAUAAGACGAAACCAUCCUCUAUGCAAAUUUGUGUUUAUUUAAUUAGCUUCGUCCGUGGCAUGCAAGAUGUUUAUCAGCACCAUAUUUGGCGACCUGGGCGACCUACCUGUCAUGGUUAGGCGCCCGAAGGGCGCCCUGAAAAUUCUCCUAGAGCACAGCCUUGAUGUUGGAGAUGACAUCAAUGAUAAUGUUAUGGAAAACAGGGAUGUUGAAUAACAAUGUUUUGAAGGAGCUUCAAUUUUGAUUUUGUGUGGUCAUGAACAUUAUCGCCAGCUUGAGUUGCUUUUCAUCUGUCCCAUUCUUGAAAUCAUAUUUAUUUAAUCCUUCACAUCCUAACAUCAGUAGGCAUAUUCUCCACACUGUUCUCUAAACAUUUCCUAAGGUGCUGACAAGGAGAAUUUGUCAAGCAAUCAAGAGCAUCUUUGGAUGGGCAAUCACAUCCUUUAUUCUUGUACCUUAAUGUUGGAUUCAGGGUUGAUAUGGUACUGAGAAAUUAGGUGCCAGUCGCUCUUAGGGGUUUAAGGGUUAAUAGCAAUCAACAUCACACAAAAAUGACCAUAUUUUUACAAAAAUCUUUUGCAGGAGAUCUCCCAGACAUUGCCGAGGAAAGUGAAGCUUUUGAACAAUUUUCAUUCAUCCCAGAGAAGGGAAGCAACAUACCGUCAUAACAAAGCCAUGUUGAUCAAAUAUUUGAAGAGUGUAUUUACUAGUGUUUGUCACAUAUAUUAUCACUGAUGAUAAUUAUUGUAACAUUAUUUUGUAGCUGCAAGUUUUGUUGUUGUUUGUUUUUUUAAUAAUCCUUAAUUUAUGCAUUCUUCAGAAAACAACCAUGCUAGCUGUCUCUGAUAAUUAAAUUUUGAGGCUGUCUUCAAAAAUCUGGUAUCAAGAGUAACGAUGACACUCUGUGCAUGUGGCUUGAAACUUCUGCAAAUGUUUAAUUCCACAAAUUGGAAUAAAAUGUAACAGUUUGAGAUGACUGAAAUUUGUUCUUAGAGCUGAUAUUUACAAUCUUCUUUUAAAGCGUAAGAGCAUUAUCAUGGAAAGAAGUGUGAUAUUUUCCACUCCUAGUUAUGGUACAAUCCACUUAACCAACAUGUAAGUGAGAACAGUGUCAUUGUACUUAACAGCUUACUACUGCACAAAAGGACUACAAUCCAUGAUUACUGGAGACAGCCUUCACAUGUUAGGCCCCAAAUUUCCAGAGCUAGUUGUUUGCAACAGUUUUUUUUCUUUUUUUUUUUAGCAAUCCAUGCCAUAUCACAUUUUUCCAGGCCUGACCUUUCAAGAAAAAAUGCUGUAGAAAUGAGUUGUAGAAUGGCAUUUCAAUGUUGAUUAAAUUUUUUUUUUGUAAGUAUUACUUGGUUCCUUUGUCUGCCAAGUGAAUUAUAUUCAUUUGUAUUAUUAAUCUUCUUAGGUCAUCAAAUUUACUAAAUUUAUUUUUAGAAAUUAAAAAAUUAUCCUAUUUUCAGGCCUAGUCUUUCAUAGGUGUUAAAUCCAGACAUCUAAAGUAAUUUUUUAUAUUUAGCUAUUUUUAAAUAAUAGUACUAUAACAGUUAUUCUUCAGGGGGGGUAGGUUUGUAAAGAAGCUGUGGUGUUGCAUUAGUGGGAGAGUAUAACAGGGUAAUUUAGUAUUAACUGAGUUGAUAAUGUAAAUUGGCCAUUGUAAAGAGUUGCCAAAGCAUUAGCUCUUUGUCAGUGCAAAUGACAAAGGGCUAACACUUAAAAUGUCAGCUUUAAAACUCUUUACAAUGGCCAGUUAAAUUAUCAACUCAGUUGUUAGAACUAAAUUACCCAAUUAUUCUUUGGAUUACUCAUCUGUGUGAAACUCAAAAAACCAUGAACAUUUUGAAUUUAUUCUGACAGGUCAAUUGUGUAAAUGAAAUAAGUUAAGAGAAAAUCUCAAAACAACAAACUAGCUACCAUCCCUGUUUGCUGUUUAGUUUUCUUACAGCUUGUUGGCCCUUAACCCAUUGACUCCUAUGAUCUGAUUGUCAAUUCUCCCUUCUUGCUCCCACACAUUUCCUUGUAAAUUAGUAAAGAAGAAGUUGGUGUUAGAUCAAGAUAACAACUACUCUAUAAGCUUGAUUAUUCUCAUUACCUGUUUACUGGUCAUUGUAUGGUUAUUAUAGGGAAAAGCUGUAUGUUAAUCAUGUCUGGGAGUCAAAAGGUUAAUUUGGAGUACAGUAGAUAGUUGAAGUUUUCAAAGAUUUCAAAGUUUCUUGGUAUCACUAUGAUAUGGAGAAGUUUGUGUUUGGUUUUGUUGUACCAUAAGUCUGUAUGUUUGAAUCCCAAUUUGAUUCAAUUGGUUUCAAUAUUUGAAAGUAUUUUGCAUACACAACAGUAAUUUUUAUAGGUGGAAUUUGUAAUAACAGGUAAUAUAAUUAGCUAAAAAUAGAACAGAAAUAAUCCUUAGUGACUUGUUUCAAAAAAAUGAUUAUGUUGAAUGGUAGAGUUUCAUAAUGAACAGAAAUGUUCAGACAAGUAAAUGUACAUUGCCGCAAAGUUCUUGAAAAUAAAACAUUGUCCAUCACUUGCACUGUAAAAAAAACUGUCAAAAGUUUGAAUUUUAAUUCAUGUAGCACACUGUACCACCUUGCAAAUUUUUGCAAAUGAAGCAUCUAAUUAUUUUGUGGUUGAUACUGAAACAGUGUAAAUAAUUCAGUGUUAGGUUUUUUCCUUUAGUAGUCAUUCUGCAAUAUGUGGUAAAUUACAAGUAUGAUUAAUAUUUUAUUCUGCAC